AUGGCUGGUACUUUUCUAUUUACUUCAGAAUCUGUUGGUGAAGGUCAUCCUGAUAAGAUUUGUGAUCAAGUCAGUGAUGCAAUCUUAGAUGCUUGUUUGACCGAGGAUCCUCUUUCCAAGGUCGCUUGUGAAACCGCUGCCAAGACUGGUAUGAUCAUGGUUUUCGGUGAAAUUACUACCAGAGCUAGAUUGGAUUACCAAAAGAUCAUCAGAGACACCGUUAAGAACAUCGGAUACGAUUCUUCUGAGAAGGGUUUCGAUUACAAGACAUGUAACGUUCUAGUUGCCAUUGAACAACAAUCUCAAGAUAUCGCACAAGGUCUACACUACGAAAAGGCCAUCGAAGAUUUGGGUGCAGGUGACCAAGGUAUUAUGUUUGGUUAUGCUACUGAUGAAACUCCAGAAGGUCUACCAUUGACCAUUCUAUUGGCUCACAAAUUAAACAUUGCCAUGGCCGAUGCUAGAAGAGAUGGUUCUCUAGCCUGGAUUAGACCUGACACUAAGAGUCAAGUUACUGUGGAAUACGAGGAUGACAAGGGUAGAUGGAUCCCUAAGAGAAUUGACACUGUUGUCAUUUCUGCUCAACACGCUGAAGAAAUCUCUACUGAAGAUUUGAGAUCCCAAUUAGAGUCUGAAAUUGUUCGUAAGGUUAUUCCUGCUGAAUUAUUGGACUCCAAGACCAAGCUAUUCAUUCAACCAUCUGGUAGAUUCGUUAUUGGUGGUCCACAAGGUGACGCUGGUCUAACCGGUAGAAAGAUUAUCGUUGAUGCUUACGGUGGUGCCUCUGCUGUUGGUGGUGGUGCCUUCUCUGGUAAGGACUACUCCAAGGUGGACCGUUCUGCCGCUUACGCAGCAAGAUGGGUCGCCAAGUCCCUUUUGGCUGCUGGUCUUGUGAAGAGAGUCCAAGUUCAAUUUUCUUACGCUAUCGGUAUUGCUGAACCAUUGUCCCUACAUGUGGACACUUACGGUACAGCAACCAAGUCUGAUCAAGAGAUUAUUGAAAUCAUCAAGAAGAAUUUCGAUCUAAGACCAGGUGUUUUGGUUAGAGAAUUAGAUUUGGCAAGACCAAUCUACUUACCAACUGCUUCUUACGGUCAUUUCACUAACCAAGAAUAUCCAUGGGAAAAACCAAAGAAGUUGAACUUCUAA
Zygosaccharomyces rouxii is the source of this 1149-nucleotide messenger RNA. It is a transcript of the gene SAM1, whose product is annotated as methionine adenosyltransferase SAM1. Gene Ontology annotation, molecular function: ATP binding; methionine adenosyltransferase activity. The record is from RefSeq and is a predicted model, not a curated record. The transcript has a single exon. Lineage: Eukaryota; Fungi; Ascomycota; Saccharomycetes; Saccharomycetales; Saccharomycetaceae. The coding region runs from base 1 to 1149 and encodes 382 amino acids. Gene Ontology annotation, biological process: S-adenosylmethionine biosynthetic process. Gene Ontology annotation, cellular component: cytosol.